Messenger RNA from Fundulus heteroclitus (mummichog), 4802 nucleotides. RefSeq names its product sperm associated antigen 17 (gene spag17). The transcript has 38 exons. Bases 108 to 4679 code for a protein of 1523 amino acids. Gene Ontology annotation, biological process: axonemal central apparatus assembly; epithelial cilium movement involved in extracellular fluid movement. Gene Ontology annotation, cellular component: axonemal central apparatus. Lineage: Eukaryota; Metazoa; Chordata; Actinopteri; Cyprinodontiformes; Fundulidae. The record is from RefSeq and is a predicted model, not a curated record.
UGCUAGGGGCAACCCAAACGUUCUAACUGAAAACUUUCUGGUUUUUAACUUGUAAAAGCUGAUUUUCGGCGCUGUCUGCCUAGUUUUAAACCACCACUUUUUGAGAAAUGCCACCGGGAGGGGCUAAAAAAGCCCCUGCCAAGAAAGGCAACAAUGCUGCCGCCCAGCCUAUCAACAAGAACUGGGAGGCUGGUCUAGCGAAAGCGCAGUUCGCUGAGGACUCGUGGCAGGCCUGUGUGUCCUCGGUGGUUGGAGGUAGCCUAGAAGAGGAGGAGGAAGUCGUCCAGCCUCUGGUUUUGGCUCUUCAGCAACCCCAGCGGAAACUUUUCUCCCUCAUAACUUGGGACAGCACGCUUGCAAAGAUCCAUGAGCUGGGGAAUCCCAAAACAGAGAAGUCAGAUGAUCUUCCCAUGUUUUAUGAGGUUACUCAGCCUGCGAAGGUGCUGCUGGAUGCCGGAGAGGAGAUACCCUGCGACCUGCUGGCAAAGCUACUCAAAUUCCAGCUGCUGCUGAUCAAAACCCGCGAUCAGCAAAGAAGGGAAGCUGAGCGGCUGGAAAGCGAGGAACCAAAGCAACAGGUCCUCCCUCAGUCUCCCAGCAAAGCCAAGAUCUCUGACAAAAAGGGAAAGGCUCCUCCUCCUGCUCUGGAAUCCCCCAAGGAGAAGAAAACCAAGCUCAAACGCAGGGAUGAUGUUGACCCGCCUACAUAUAUAGAUGACGAGCCGGACUGUGGUCCCCAACACUAUAUCCUGUUAGUGGGCUUCCACCAGCCACAACUGAUCGGGGCGCUGGAUGCCAUUGAUGUGCACGUCGCAAACGUCGUCAAGUUGUGCUCCGAGCGCAAAGAAGGCUCAUCCAAAAAGCAAGAGGAGAGCAGCAAGGAGGAGGCCGAGCAGGAGGUUCCUACAAAUGCCAGAAAGCUCGACCUGUUCUGGUCUCAGCUGAGGUCGGUUUUAGAGAGCGGACCGGCAGGCUCUAAACUCCACGAUGUGAUUCAGCUGAACUACACUGUCCCAGAUCUCACACUGGCCUGCCAGACACAGGACCCCGACGCUGUGCUGCAGCUGGGAAGCCAGAUCUUUGACGGUGUUGCCAAACGCAUCUAUGACUCCCUGGAUUGGCCCCGUCAGUAUCAGCACUACCGAGACAAUGUCAGGCUCAUCAGCAUACCCACACCUGUCGCUCUGGAUUCACAGCCUGCAGAGGUUGUGCCCACUGUUAACCCCACCCCACGCUCUAAAAAGAAGUCAGUCAGAGAUCAGUCCCCAAGUCAAGAGACUAAGCUGCCUCCUCUGUCUGUGAACGUGGACAUGUGUUACUAUAACAGUCUGUUGGACCUGGUUCCCCCUGAGGCCUGUUCUGUGCCCCUGGUCCUGGACUGUUUACUGGAGCAGGUGGUGAUUUCCACAGAGCAGCCUCUGCGCGGCGUGCCUCCCGUGCCUGAGGAGCAGAAAGCUGACGGCGGUCGCUGGUUAGACUGUGAUCUGGUCAGCUACAUGCUCCAAAGCUGGCUGCCUCUCCUCAACACAGAAGAAGAGAGACGGCGUCUGCUAAAUGAAUCUCUCAGAAUUGUGCAGAAGGAAGAGGACAGGAGGAGGCUGUUGGAGAGGUUUGGAACAGAGCAUGCUCAGACGAAGCCUGGCCAGUCUCUGUUAAUCAGACACCACGACGAGCGGGCGCUGCGACUGCAGAGCGUCAACGUGGUUAAUGGCUUUAAUCCAGCUGAGGUGGAGUCGGCCAUGAUGAGGAGUUGUCCGGUCUGGGAGCUCAUUGAGUCUGCAGCUAAACCGAGAAGCAGCGCCGCCUGCUGGAAGGCAGUGAAACAACAGCUGCAGCACUACUGCACAGACGAAAGCAUGUGCUGGCCCGAGGUGGAGCGCCUGCUUCAUCAGAGCGUGUUUGAGGCUAUGGCACUGAGCGCGGUGGAUCAGCAGGGCGUUUUACUGAAUGGUGCUGAGUUAGAGCCCGCACAGCAGCCGAAGCAGAGAAUCAUCCCCUGGGACAAUCCUUUGUUAUAUGCUAAACAGCAGCUUCAAACUCCGCACAAUAAAGGUCCAACGUUUCUGACUGAGGACCCUGGUAACACAGAGCAGCUGAGUGGGAACCUCUGUAGCCAGCUGGAUUUAUCUGAAAUGCAGAAUUGUAGACUGAGAUCUCUGUUUGACUGGCACUACACAGAACAUCACGAUGCAGCUGUUUUUCCACAGGUUCUCAAAGUAGCCUCAGAGGAGUAUAGUUGCUUGGACGUCCUUAGAGGAAGUCAUGAGGACAUCUUGUAUGUUUUUUGCCACAAUCCUAUGAAUCGUCAGCGCCAGUCCAAGCGGUUCUGGGAUGUGGCGCUCCACACCGAUGUCAAGUUCAGACAAUAUGUGGAGCACGUGGCGGAUAAAAUCUCAAACUGGACUAAAGAGGAAGAGUUGAAGCGGAAGGAAAAGCAGAUCAGAACCCCGAGCCCUGCUGAGACUCCAGCAGAUGAAAAUCCUGUUUGCGCCGUAGUGGAGGAAGCAGCUCUGGAACCAGUCAUCAGAAAAGAUUCCCUCAAAGCCUGGAAAUUAGAGCAGGAGCGGCUGAAGAAAGAGGAGCCCACUGACAAAUCAAAGAAGGCGCCCAAAGGCAAGCAGCAGAAAGUGGAGGAGCAGGCGUCGGAGAAGAAAAGUAAACCUCUGUCUGGUGACAAGAGGAGCACAGCAAGCAAAGGAGGUGGCCCAGCCAAGACCCCCACAGUUCCUGAUGUUACCACAGCACCUGCCGAGGAUGAAGGGAGGGACCUUCGUCUGACAGAGGAGCCUGACAAUAGAUUCAUCGGCUACACGAUGAACGGACAGUUGAUCCAUGCGUCGGGACGUGUCCAGGAUAUCUACCCCUCAGAUGGAGGACAUAUCACCGUGGAGAGCGUGAGCUUUGUAGAAGGUUCUACCCUGAUGAAAGUAGCAGUGAAGAAAGAUGGACACCAUUUCCACACACACAUCAACCAUCUUGUUCCCGAUCCCCCCAGGCCUCCUAAUCCACCACCAGACAAGAUGGACCCAAAGGAGGGAAGCAGAGAGCCAGAAGCAGUGUCGAUGAAAGCAAUACAGCAGGGAUCCUUCUCAGCCGUGCUUAGCAAUCAAAUCCACCUCUCAUACAGUUUCUACGGUCCAACAGGGGAAUGCAAAGGUGGACAAGACAAUUUUUUUUGUGUUUUAGUGAGUUUUGAGGAGGCAAAAGAGGAAAUGCCAAAGGCGUCCACCCAGGAACCCAUCCCGUUCUCCUCCAGCUCGGAGUCAGAGAGCCAAACUCAGUCCAGUCAGGGGUUCAAAGGCCAGUCAGCUCAGCCGCCGCAUCCUUUCAACGGUCUCAGUCUGUCCGUUCCCAACGGCCUGCUGCUGCAGUUUCUGCGUGAGGAGACACAAGGAGAGUCACCAGAGGAGAGUAUUUUGGUGCGGCAGAGCUUUGCUCUCCAUGGUGAAAGACCUGAGAGGCAUGUUCAGGACAUAUCCCUAUCUAAGGAACUGUAUCGUAUUAUUACCAGCCAGGGAGCCGUGAUUCGAUACAUGAAAGAUGGAUCCACAGAGGUGCUGUUUGCAGACGGAGCUGUCAGUUUCAGCCCAGAUCCAGGUCCAGUCUGGGUGCCUGAUGCUACAGCUGAUGGUGGGAAAAAAGGUCCGACCUCAGAGAAGGGCGCCGAGCCUCAGAGAGGAUUCUGGCAGACGACCAGCCCAUCUGGAGAUCGCAUUUGCACCAUUGGAACAAAACACAAAGAUCCACCCUCCCCCUCCGUUUGCACCUUUAAGGCUACGGACCCCGUCACCAACCAGAUGGGUAAUUUUUCCUGCUUGGUGUUGUAUUUCAGACAGGAGAUCCGUGAGGAGAAGGCUUGCAGAGAGGCUCUGAGGAAGAAGAUUAUCGUUCCCUAUUUCCAUCUAGAAAACCGUCCAUUAUACCAAAGUCUGCUACAGGGCCAAGCGGCCAACGCGAGGAGUCGAUCACAGGAUCUACCCCCCAUCACCAAGUCGGACAGUGCCUGGGCAGCACAUGAAAGCACUCCACAAACUUUAACCCCAAUGCCGUCUCAGUCAGAAAGUCGGGCUGCAGGAGGUGAGCGGAUGCCUGAAAGGAGAGACACGAACCUCACAACUCACCCUGAUGGUGAAAGCAGUCUGAGGAGCGCCUCCAGGCAGGAUAAGUCAGUCCAGGUGGAUAUGACAGGAAAACCCAGUAGGAUCAAGCUCCUGACCGUGGGAGGACCUGUGAGCAGGAGGUGUGGAACUGCUUCCCUGGCUGAUCCCAGCGCAGUGUUGAGGGGCUUCCAGCUUAUUCCACCGAGUGUUGACUUUGGCACGCAGCGGGAGGGCAGCUACUCAACCGUCACUGUGUUAAUGAGGAAUCUGGGAUUCAGCCCCAGCAGGUUCAGUGUGAAACAGCCUCCUCCAGCCACAGGCCUCAGAGUCAUCUACAACCAAAGGCUGGUGGCCGCAGGUCUGCAGGUGGAACUGCAGGUUCAGCUGUUUGCCAUGUGUGACCAAACCGAGUCCAAGAAGUACGUCUUCCAGGACAUAGCCGUCCACACUGAGACUGACAUUCUCUACCUGCCUGUCACUGCUAUCAUCCUUGCUGACGGAUUUUAUGUGGAGAAGUCCAUGAGGGCCUGCAAAAAGGGAGUGUCAGGAAAUCACAUGGACAAGCCUUCAACUCCCUGAUCUCAGUUACACACAGGCCACAAGAACAGGAUGUAUUCUCCAGUCUUCCACCACUUUUCUAAUUAUUUGGAGCUGAUUUGAGUCUGAAUUGAGUUUUGAAAAUAUAAUCCUGAUUAACAAGAA